Rhagoletis pomonella (apple maggot) is the source of this 505-nucleotide messenger RNA. RefSeq lists its product as uncharacterized. The transcript has a single exon. NCBI's taxonomy places the organism in Eukaryota, Metazoa, Arthropoda, Insecta, Diptera, Tephritidae. The annotation marks the transcript as partial. The record is from RefSeq and is a predicted model, not a curated record.
AUGCCUGAGUUUGCCGAUGAUGUUAAGCUUUUGCUGCAAGUUGACAGUCUUUCUGAUUGCAGGAAGUUGCAAGCGGAUUUAAGUAUUUUUGAAACUUGGUGUACAUCAAAUAACUUGUACUUGAAUACCAAGAAAUGUGCUAUUGUAUCGUAUACCAGAAAAUUAGAGGCGUUUCUUUUUGAUUACUCUUUGUGCAACAAUGUGCUUAAUCGUUGCUCCGAUAUGAAGGAUCUAGGGGUGAUCUUUGAUACAAAGCUUACAUUUAGCAAGCACAUUGACUUCAUUGUCUCUAAGCCGUUUGCGCUAUUUGGCUUCAUUCGUAGAAAUACUCGUGAUUUUAAGGACCCUAACCUUGUUCGUAGUCGACUGGAGUAUUGCUCUUUGAUAUGGAACCCCUACUACGAUGUAUACUCUGGUAAAAUUGAAAGGGUUCAGAAAGUCUUUACAAAAUAUGCCUUAUACAACAUGAUCUGGGAUGAUGGCCCUCCAUCAUACACUAGUAGAC